AUGCAUGGGGAUGGGUUGUUAUAUUUGGAGGAAGUGUACUGUACUGAUAAGAUUGCACGGGUCACCCAAGACGAUUGUGGACCUACUGAUGGCUAUAUGCCAUUUAUUUUACUAGCAGCUUUGCUGCAGGUGCCGAUAGUCAAAGAAUAUGCUGAUGUUUUUCUUGAAGAACUGUCUGGAUUGCCACCAACUCGAGAGGUAGAAUUUGUAAUCGAACUUGUGCCUGGAACAACUCCAAUUUUGGUAACACCAUACAAGAUGGCCUCUACAGAAUUGAAAGAGUUAAAAGUACAGUUGCAAGAGUUGUUAGAUUGCGGAUUCAUUCGACUAAGUUUGUCACCUUGCGGUGCUCUAGUUCUGUUGGAAGUUGGUUUUCUAGGACACAUAUUAAUUGUUGAUGGAAUCAAGGUUGAUCCGAAUAAAGUAUUUGCGAUUAUUGAUUGGAAAAUUUUGAAGAAUGUUUUUGAAGUACGAAGCUUCUUGGGAUUAGCCGGAUACUAUCACCAUUUUGUUAAGAACUUUUCCGUUAUAGCAUCUCCGAUGACUAAGCUACUACAAAAAGAUGCUAGUUAUGUUUGGACUGAAAAAUGUCAGAAAAGUUUUGAGCAAUUGAAGAACAUGUUGACUGAAGCUCCUAUUUUGAUCCAGCCUGAAUCCAAGAAAGAGUUUAUUGUUUAUAGUGAUUCAUCUCUUGGUGGAUUAGGAUGUGUUUUGAUGCAAAGUGGAAAAGAUAAUUUGACUACUGAAUACAGUAUUGGUGAUGAUGGUAUGUUGCUUUACCAUGAUAGAAUUUGUGUUUUGAAUAAUUCAGACUUGAAACAUGAUAUCUUAUCAGAGGCUCACAUUAGUACGUAUUUUAUUCAUCCUGGUAGCACGAAGAUGUAUUGUGAUUUGAAACAGAUGUAUUGGUCGCCAGCUUUAUCUGAUGAUAAAGAAGAUAAUGAAGAACCUGCCACUACAAACAAGCAUACCAAAGAGCUCGUGAGAGAUGAAAAACCAAUAGAAUUUGUACACCUUGACUCUGACAAGGAGGAUGAUGACUGA
Molecule: messenger RNA, 1044 nt
Organism: Gossypium raimondii (Peruvian cotton)
Lineage: Eukaryota; Viridiplantae; Streptophyta; Magnoliopsida; Malvales; Malvaceae
Exons: 5
Coding region: 1-1044 (347 amino acids)
Source: RefSeq, a predicted model, not a curated record